AUGGAGAGAAAAAAGAGAAGAAAUAAAGUAGUAAUGAUGGGAUUGGAAAUAGAAACAGGAGAGCAGAAGCAGAUAAUUGGAAAGGUGACAAAAUUUUUAGAAGAGAAAGUCAAAGUAGAGAGUAAAGUUAAAAGCGCGUACAAAAUUGCAGAGAAAGUUUAUGUAGUGGAAUUAGAAAACAGAGAAGAAAAAAUAAAUGUAAUGAAAAGCAAGAAGAACUUAAAAGGGUCGUCAACUUACAUAAAUGAUGAUCUGACGAAAACGGAAAGAAUAAUUCAAAACAAGAUAAAAGAGGAGGCAACAAAAAAGAGAAAUAAAGGAAAAAUGGUUAGAAUGGGAUAUAAAAAGUUAACUGUAGACGGCAGAAAUUUUAAAUGGAAUGAAGAAGAGGGCAGACUUAAGAAGGCAGAAAAUUUUUUAGUAAAGAGCCAAAAGAGAAAGAAGAAAACGAAGAAAAAGGAAAGCAAACAAGGCAAAGGAAAAGAAAAAGGAAUAAAGGAUGUAGAUAGGGAAAUCGGAAAAAGGGAAGCUGGUACAAAAUUAGGAGAAAAAGGGGUGAAGGUACUGUUUUGGAAUGUCCAACGGUUGCGAAAAAAGGAAGAGGAGUUCUGGGACUACGUGGGAAAAUUUGAUGUUGUGGGGUUAGUAGAGACUUGGGUACAAAGAGAAAACUGGGAGAAAUUGGAAGAGACACUACCACAAGAAUAUGUGGGAGAGCAAGCGGGGGAAUAGUAAUGGGAAUUCGAAAAGAAAUGCAAGAAUUGGAAAAGGGAAGUAAUAAUAAAAACGGACUAAUGAAGAAAGUAAUACAGCUGGAUAACGAUGGGAAAUAAUAACCGUUAUAGCAAGAAAAUGGAGGAAACCAAGAUAAACAUAGAAACGGAAACAAAAGAAAAAGGAUAUGGAAAAAUACUUAUAGGAGGGGAUUUUAACGCAAAAUUGGGCGAUAAGGGGACAAGAAUAAUAGAUAAAGAAAAGGGAGAGAAAAGAGGAUCAAAAGAUAAAGCAAAUAACAAAGAAGGGAAAAUAUUGUGGCAGAUAAUA
This is a messenger RNA of Zophobas morio, 1044 nucleotides long. Its product is annotated as golgin subfamily A member 6-like protein 2. Lineage: Eukaryota; Metazoa; Arthropoda; Insecta; Coleoptera; Tenebrionidae. Bases 1 to 732 code for a protein of 243 amino acids. The record is from RefSeq and is a predicted model, not a curated record. The transcript has 2 exons.